UUUUGUGAGGGCGUGCAUACUGUACUUCGGGUGACGAUGGACGAGAACCAGAGGCCAUUUCAAUCAGAGAUGAUUUACUUCCUGCAUGUCUACUACAUCCCGGUUAUCAUCGUUGUGGGAGUGGUGGGCAAUGUUCUAAGUGGGGCGGUGUUUCUACGUACCCGUCUACGACGACGUUCCUCCUCCUACUACCUGGCAGCCAUGGCUGCAUCAGACACCACUUUCCUGCUGCUGCUGCUGCUGAGAUGGCUCCUCCACCAUGACGCUUUCACUCUCUUUCGCCUCGAACUCCUUGAUUCUGACCCAGCCUGCAAGAUCAUCAAUUAUGUCGGUUCCACUACAACCAGUAUCAGCGUGUGGCUGACAGUGGCCUAUACCUUGGAGCGGUGUAUCGCUGUCCAGUACCCUCUGAGGCGGUCCACCAUCUGCACGGUGGGUCGAGCCAAGUGGACCAUCUGCGUCAUUGUGUUGGUCACUUCCCUCAGUUACCUCUACCUCCUCGUCACACAUGGCACAUCUGCUAAUAUAGAGACGUGCGGAUUCUACCCAGAGUACCAGCGAGUUGUGAUGGUACUGAAUCUGGCCGAGAUUGUCGUGAUGGUGUUCCUCCCUUUUGUCCUCAUUGUGCUCAUGAACUCUCUCAUUGCCUGGCGCCUCUGGGCCUUUUCCAGGAUCUUCCGUACCGCCGACCACACGCAAUCUUCCAGAACUUGUGAAGGAACCGAAGAGACACCACUGAUGCCAAUCUUGGUAGCCUCACAGCCCUUCUCCAACCGUUCUGAAGAACAUGUUACAACAUCACAUCAGCCUGUAACAUCAACACCUGAUAUUAUCAAGUCUACAGCCUUUGUCCCGAGGUCUACACCCUAUGCUGACACAUCUGCUUCUUAUUCCAUCGUUUCCCCAACCUACGCCAUCCUACCUUCAUCAUACUUCACUAAGUGCACACCAACUGUUUCCACGGCAUCUGCCAUAGACAGAAUGGCUUUCUGCCCUAAACCAAUAAGACUGGUAACUGGUCCGUCCACCCACCUUGUCUCUGGGUCAAAGCCUGGUCAAUACAAUGGCCUUAUUACAAACAAGGCAAAUGGCUUAGCUUUAGUUGCAUUAUCAUCUACAAGUUACAGCACUGAUUUACGAUCAAGCCAGGUUAGUAACUUGUCUGUAAAUCAAGUCACUGACUCAUCCUCAGAAAAGAUUAGUGACUUAUCCACAGGUGAAAUUGCUAAUUUAUUUUCAGAUCAGCUUAGUGACUCGUUGAAAAUUCAAGUUAUUGAAACACAUUUGGACCAAGAUAUUGACCUAUCCAUAGGUCAAACUGUUGACUCACAUUCAGACCAAAUCCAUUACUCACACCAAGGACAGAUUAUGGAGUCAUCUUCAAGUCAGUUCAUUGACUCAACUGCAAGUCAAGAUAAUUACUCAUCCAUAGCUCAGGCUAACGAUCGCUUUCCAAGUCAGACCAGCAUUUUAUCUUCAAGUCAAAUUACUGUAACAUCUCCACAUCAUUCCAAGAGUGUUAGCCAAUACAUUUGGGUGCUUUCCAAGAGACAGGUUGAAAAGGAUCUCCCUGACAGCAACCUGCCUCUCCUGGAAAACUUGCAAUUCCACAGUGACCUGCAACUCCACAGUGAUUUGUCAAUACACAUGGAUCCACCCUUCCUGGAAGACCCACCUCUCCAGGAUGAACCAUCCUUCCAGGAUGAUCCACCCCUCCAGGAUAAAGCACGCCUCCAGGAUGACCCACCUCUCCAGGAUGACCCACCCUUCCAGCAUGACCCACCUCUCCAGGAUGACUUACCCCUCCAGGAUAAAGCACCUCUCCAGGAUGACCCACCCUUCAAGGAUGACCCACCCCUCCAGGAUGACCCACCCUUCCAGAAGGGCCUGACUGAUGACCCUCCCUUCCAGGAUGACCCAGCCCUUCAUGAAGUGCCACCUCUCCAUGAUAACCAUCCCCUACAUAAAGACCAGCCCAACAUCUGUGAUCCCACUUUUACACCCAAAGACCACAUUCAUAACAUUAGAGGCAAUAGAGAUCACAUCUGUACCACCACCACCACCAUCAGAGACCAAACUCAUGCAGUUUGGAAACCCUCAAACACCACCAAACAUCAUACUCAAGUCCCAAUAUGUAACGAACACAAAAUUACAGGUGAACACAAUCACAGUAUUAGAGACAACACUCGCACUGUUACCAAAGACUACACCCACAAUACCACUAGAAAGCAAACUUACAUUGCAAACAGAAGUUGUACCCACACUACUGCUAGAGACCACACUUACACUUCCAUUAGAAACCCCAAACACACUGCCACAAGAGAUCACAACCAUGCUUCUUUUGAAGACCACAUCACUAAAGAACACACCCACAUUGCCAGUAGAAACCAUACUGGCACUAGAGGUCAUACCCACAUUGCAAGCAGAAACUACAAUCACACUAAUGACCCCAACCACACUGCUAGAAAUCAGACCCAUGUGGCCACCAGAGAUCAUGCUCACAAUAACAUUAGCAAGAUGUUAGUGCUAAUCUCAACCAUGUUUAUCAUCCUCCAAUUACCAAGCUACCUGCUCAGAGUCUACGUCAUGCUCAGGUAUGAACUAGAGACAGCUGAAGAUAACAAGAGGAAGGCUGCUGGAGGAUGUGAAGUGGGAAAAGGUGGAGAAUUCGAAGAGGAUAUUACUGGAAAAGAUUGCAAGUUGGAGGAGACACAGCAGCUGGCCAAGGUUCAAGAGGUGUUUAUGUGUCUCUAUUACUCCCACUACUCUGUUAACUUUCUCCUCUACACCAUCUGUGGUUCCAACUUCAGGCAGUCUCUCUGCCAGCUGGUCAUCUCCAAGGUCAAGCAGCUUGUAAAUUGGGCCCGCCGGAAAGGCCAACCAGACCAGCUCUAAUGUUCCGUUAUCAGCUGUUCUGUAAUCAGCUGUUGUUCCAUGAUUUAUCAUUUUUUUUUAUUAAUAUUAGAAAGGUGCAGGAGUAAGAAUGGGAUUUUAUAGUCUUAUAUUUUGUAAGGCUAAACAUAUUCUACCUCAGCUCAUUUUUAAGUAAAAUGAAAGUAUUUUGCCAAAACCAGACUAAAGUAGCAGAGUAUUAUAAAAAUACUGUAUCAUUGAGGCAAAUGUUAGCGAAGUUAGUUAGUGAAGCUAGCUACCCAUGGAGAAGAAAAAUAAGGACUUACAUGGGGAAGGAGUGAUCACAGGUAUUCAAGAUGAAGAAAAGACAACUAGCCAAGAGAGAGGACCCAAGGCAACACAGGCGUAACGAGGACCGAGAAUGCUACAUAAAUACCGGGCUGAUAAGACCCUGUUAGGCUGCCAAAAUAGCAGUACCAGGACAUGUUACCAAAGACAGCUGCAAGAGCAACAUUGUAAUGAACAUCUUGUGCAUGAGGGUAGACUACAGGCUAGCAGAACUUAAUGACACUACAGAUGACCAGAGAAACAGAAACUACAGACCCCCUUGGAACAGGCAACCAAGAAAAAAAGGAACAACCUACAAAGCAUCCACUGAGGCAGAAUCAGUAGCACAAAGGUAGCGAGGAAGAGUCGCCACUGGGCAAAGAGUUUUCGCUCAGGAAAAUUCCCAACUCAUUCUUUGCCAGAAAAAGACUGCAAAUGAACAUACAGUAAUGCCUACAAUGCCCACCCAGGCCAAAAUAACAAAACCUCACCUCUGGAAUGUAGCUCCCUGACCCUACAACCAGAGGUGAACACUAACAGAAAAACUGCCUUAAUCCUUCUGCUGCUUCAGUCAUACACGGAUGGCUGCGGCACAUCUGACCAACCUGUGCCAAUCAUCUAGGGAUUGUUUAACAUAUCACAUAAGAUUUAAACUCUCACAGGUUUACAGGGCUCACAUUGCUGUCUCAGGCCUCCAGAAAACAUAUGCCAUUUUGAAAAA
Procambarus clarkii (red swamp crayfish) is the source of this 3901-nucleotide messenger RNA. The record is from RefSeq and is a predicted model, not a curated record. Lineage: Eukaryota; Metazoa; Arthropoda; Malacostraca; Decapoda; Cambaridae.